Messenger RNA from Cryptotermes secundus, 2206 nucleotides. RefSeq names its product coiled-coil domain-containing protein 47. Gene Ontology annotation, molecular function: calcium ion binding. NCBI's taxonomy places the organism in Eukaryota, Metazoa, Arthropoda, Insecta, Blattodea, Kalotermitidae. Gene Ontology annotation, cellular component: endoplasmic reticulum. The coding region runs from base 127 to 1563 and encodes 478 amino acids. Gene Ontology annotation, biological process: endoplasmic reticulum calcium ion homeostasis. The transcript is spliced from 10 exons. The record is from RefSeq and is a predicted model, not a curated record.
GUGUAGUCUGUUGCUAGGAAAGCAGUGGGAAGCGGUUAGAAGUUUUAUUUUCUGUAAUCUGGAGUUUUCAAUAGGUGUGAAAGAUUGUGAGUGAGUUGACUCUUUUCAUUUGGAAAAUAGAGACAGAUGACAAUAAGGCUGGCUCUUGUUGUGCUGCAUAUUGUACUUGUUGGUACACAAAUCUGGGCCUCAUCUCACUACAGAGAGGAUUUGGAGGAUAAUGAGUUUGCUGAGUUUGAAGACUUUGAAGAGGAUGAAGAAGAUUCUGUACCAAAAGAAGCAGAUGAGCAACAAGCACAGGCACAGAAGGGAAGGAAAGGUGCAGAUGUUCAGGAGUUAGAUGAAGAGGAGGAUGAGGAAGAAGAUGAAGAUGUUGUUGAGGAUGAUGAAAGUGAAUUUGACCACUUUCAAGAUGAAGAGGAGUUUGAGGGCUUUGACAGUGAACGAGCAGGUGGCAGUGGCAAGUUAGAUGACAAGGAAGCACCAAAAAUUACCAUAACUAAGGUUCCAUUGCAUUUUCGAACCAAUUGGGACAGCUUCUAUCUGGAGAUGCUGAUGAUUGCUGGGUUGGUGGUUUACUCAUUGAACUUUUUUGCAGGGAAAAGCAAGAAUAACAAACUAGCAAAUGCUUGGUUUACCUCACACAGAAGUUUGCUGGAGGAGAAUUUUAGUCUUGUAGGUGAUGAUGGGAAGAUAGAAAGUGAGAAUCCAGGUCUUUUGAAAGAUUCUGAAAAUCUUUAUACACUGUGGUGCAGUGGUCGUACAUGCUGUGAAGGCAUGCUUGUUGAACUGAAGUUCCUCAAGAGACAAGACUUGGUGGCAGUGAUUGCACAGUUAAUGAGGCCAAGCAGUGACCAGGUGCACAUCAAGGUGGACAUGAACAAAGAAGAUAUGGAUAGUAUUGUAUUCUGUGUAGCCACAAAGAAGUCUGCCUUGCGCCUAUCAAAAGACAUGGCUGACUUGAGUGUGUACUGCCCAGAGAGAAGAUCAGUUGAAAAGUAUGGAUUACCUUCCAACUUUAGUCUUUUAUGUGAAAUUGUGGAGGUAGCAGCAUCAUUAUUAGACCCACGCAUCGUUGCUGUCAUCAACAAGUAUGCUGACAUCAUUGACUACAUCCAUUUCUCAGACCAGUUUUCUGGACCCAAACAACCUGAGGAUUCUAGUCUAACGAAGCUGCCAGACACAAAGAAGUUGUUGAUGUUUGGAUUCAAUAUUCCUUUGAAAGGAAAACCAGUGCAUGAAGCUAUGGAUCAGAUGCGACCUCUGCUGCAGUUAGUCUUUUAUUGCAUGGAUAAGGUCAAGAGAUUUAGACUUAGUAAAGAGGCGAAGAAUAAGGCGGAAAAAAAUAGGCUGCGUGUUGAGGAGGCAUUCCUAAAGACAACCCAUGCUGCUCGUGCAGAGGCGGCAGCUGCCCGCAGAGAGGAAAAGAAGAGGCAGGAAAAAGAGAGAAUUCUUUUGGAGGAUGAUCCUGAGAAGCAGAGAAAAUGGGAGGAUCGUGAAAUGAAACGCCAAAUGAAGAAGAAAGCUCCGAAGAUGAAACAGCUUAAAGUCAAAGCAUUAUAAGCACAGAUAAUGGUAGUCAAGCAGUAUCAGUAAUCAUAUUUUGUAUUUAUUAUGCAUAGUUGUUUGCGAAUAGGCCCUUGUUUUCUAUUCAUUUGUAGAAUAACACCUACUCUUAUUACAUACAUAUAAAAUUACAUUUUUUUAAAGGGAUUGUUUAAAGCAUAUGAUUUAUUUUCCCGAGUGAUAUGUCAUACAGUAAUGGUGCAAGAUAUUGUGAAAUACUUGGUAGUGCAGUAAAUGAAAUCUUGUUCAUCUGGUAUAUGUUGAAGAGAAUUCAAUACUCUUUCUUAAAUAAAAGCUCUUAUAAUCACUAACAGUUGCUAUACCAAACUUUUAGGGACAUAUGCGGCACUGGAAGGCCUGAUAAAUUCACUCCUUCCAUCUAUAUGCAUGAAACACUGGUAUGGAGUGUUAGUAAAAUUUCCCAACACAUUUCAGUUUUUGUUGAAACUGGGCAAAAAUAAUUGACAUUUUACAAGAUGACCUACAUGCAUUUCUGUGUGUAUCUUAUCAAAUAUUUAUCAGAGCAAAAAACAUAUAAAUAUAAAAUGGUAGAGGAAAUUGAAAUCCUCGUUUUUAUCUCUAGUACACUUUUCGCAUAACUUUAUGUUUUUCAUCAUAAUUAAACCUACGUAAUGCAAUG